This is a messenger RNA of Candidula unifasciata, 3495 nucleotides long. Lineage: Eukaryota; Metazoa; Mollusca; Gastropoda; Stylommatophora; Geomitridae. The record is from the annotation of a GenBank genome assembly.
AUGGCACAGACAGAAGCUGGUCUGAAUGAGAUUAUUAUUCAUCUAGUGAAUCCUUACAGAUGCGGGGACUGUGGUGAAGAGUUCUGUCUGCGCAGUUUAUACCUCGAUCAUUUAGCAGAGCAUAUUGCUGUACUGAAGGCAACAGCUCCGUGCCAUCAGAUUGUAUGUGCCACCAGUCUAGUGGAGCAUCAGCCAAACAGCACCACAAUAACUAUGGAUAUCUUGAAAAUAAAUGAUCAGCAGAAGUUUGAGCUACAAGACAUGUCCCUUGAUUACACUGAACUCACCCCACUUAAAGUGCUAGAGCAAGCAGGCUUUUUGAAUUUACCUCGGCCACUGCAAAUUAAACCCCCUGCAACAAUAUGGUUGUUGAGGCAAGCCGGAUUGUUCAAGGAGAGGAUUCCAAAUCUGUCUGAACUGGAUUCCAUUGUUCAGCAAGCAUUGUUCAAGAGAGAACACAGUGUCACAGUUGCUGCUGCAGAUCUGUGUGAUGCUGCACAGUCGUUGAGUGAAGUCUUAGCUCCAGAUAAUGAGAGUGCAGAGUUUGACAGCGUUGACACUAGAUCAGUUUUAUCAAGGAGAAUAUUGCCUUCUGUGAUGGGAAAAGAGAAUAGAAAGGGUGUAGUGUGUUCAAUUUGUUCUCACGUGUUUGCGAAUGCACGUGUGCUAGAACGACAUAAAAUUGUGCACACUGGAGUCAGGCCUUAUAAUUGUAAUGUGUGCUUUAAAGAGUUCAAUGAUGUCAGCUCUCACAGAAAACACUUACUGCUCCACAAACGACAGCAUCGAUGCCCAGUGUGUCACCGAAUCUACUUGCGAAGGACACAGCUCUUGCUACACAUGAAGCAGCACAGGAAGAAGAGGUUCAUUCAGUUUGGUAAUGGAUUCUUUGAAGUACAGGUUAAUGUUACCAGAAGCACUGAGGGGCAGCUUGUGCAAGAAUACACCUUGCCGAUUCUUCAAGCACCAGAAAGAACUGAAAAAAGUGACGACUCUUCCAUGGCAGAAGGUCUUCUGGAUGCUAAGGAAGAACCAGAUGAAGUCAGUGCUAGAUUGCACCUUAAUUUGACUGAAAAUCAGCAGGAAAUUGAUUUAAAAUCAAAUCUUAAUUUGACCAAAAGUGAGCUUGAGAUCAAUGCAAAAUCAGGUCUUAGUUUGACUGAAAGUGACCAUCCUGGUCAGAUCUUGUCUGAUGCAUCAACGCUGGAAGGUCAGUUUGAGACUGAACAGAAAAAGAAAACACUAUAUCGUUGUGGACAUUGUAAAACUGUAAUCUUCACCAGACCAACUCUGUUCAGGCAUCUCAUCAAGCACACAAACACCAGACCCUUUCAGUGUGAGCAAUGCCUGAAAUCUUUCUAUGACAAAGCAGAUCUCCUUCAUCAUCAUAAAACUCACACAAAACCUGUUCAAUGUAGAACGUGCAAGUCAUCUUUCUCUAAAUAUUUAUAUCUCCAAAACCAUCUGCUAAAAGGGUGUCCUUUCACAGCCAAUGACAGCAGGUUUACCGUGCUGCCAGAUCUCAGAUGCCAGUGUAACAUUUGCCAGAAGAUACUCAGAAGCAAAGCAAAUAUAUUAAGACACCUUAGAGUCCAUGCAUUUCAGGAGAGAAGAAAAUCAUCUGUUGAGAAUUUUAAUGAAACAAGUAUGACAGUGGAGAACCUAAACAGUUCUGAACUGGAGAACCUGUCCCAGAAUGUGGAGGAUCACUUCCAGUGCUUGCUGAAUUCUGUUGGAUACCAGUGUCUGAUCUGUGGGCAGGAAUUUCGUUUCAAAAGUUUUAUUAUUACUCACGUUCGUAUGCACCUCAACCAGCGUCCAUAUAAGUGCCAGGAGUGUCCCAAGAGCUUCUACGCCCGGCACUUGCUGAAGAAACAUCAGCAGAACCACACAAAACCUUAUAAAUGUCCAGCUUGUAAUAAGAGCUUCAUUCGUAGGUAUAUCAUGAAGAACCACUUCAAAAAGAGGCAUGAACAGGAGGACCCGCUGAAAGAUGUCACAGAGCUAGUGGCGGAGAAGCUGAUUCAGUGUGACAUCUGUGGUAAGACAAUGAAAUCCUAUCAGAAAAGUGUGAUGUUGUGUCACAUCCGCCUACACAAGGAUGUCAGGCCCUUCAAGUGUAGGGUGUGUGACAAGUCAUUUAUUAGUGACAAUGCCGUGAGAAAGCAUUCCCUCAACCACACCAAGCCAUACAAGUGCCAUAUUUGUAGUAAAGGAUUCUCCAGACGAUACCUCCUUACAGAUCACUUUAGGAAGAAAUGUAGCCGGAAGAAAGGAACAGAUUCAAAGCAGAGGGAUGAUCUGGUGUCAGGAAAUACUGACCAGCAUGGGCAGCUGGACCAAGCCAUUGAUGAUUUGCCAGUUGCCGUGUUGGCCAUUUCUGGGGAAGAAACUCGGCCUUAUGAGGCAAAGAUUAUCAAAGAACAAGAUAUUGGCACUGGGACAGUGACCUAUACGUGUGAACCAUGUGAUAAAAGAUUCACGGUCUAUGAAGCACUAAUGAGGCACAUCAACACGUUUUCCAAAGCAACACCGUGCAAGUACUGCAGACAGGUAUUUGGAGACAAACAUGUGACAAUGUUACACCAGCGUUCCUGUUUAGGUCUAGCAGUUAGUCAGUCUCAGAAAUGCUCAAAGAAAAGCAAUACAGUAGGAAAACAGCAAGAGAAAGUUCAGAAAAUCAUGAAGGACAUCAGCAUGAAAAUUGAAAAUCUGACUUCUAAAACAUCUUCAAAUAUCUUUGAUGAGGAUGUUGUAGAGGAAUCAGUAGAUAGCACAGCUGGAAAGAAUGACUCUGAUCUAAUGCUGCUAAAGAAGAUAUCAGGGGACACACAGGAGCAAUCUGUACCAGUGAUGGAUAUGUUAGGUGAUACACAGGUACUAGCAGGGUCAUUAAAGGAUUUGUCAAGCAACAAAUGGGUGACACCAACUGUCAACACAGUUACAAACAUUUUGCACAGUUCAGAGGAAAGAAAGAGCCAGUUUUCAUGUCCUGAGUGUGACCGAAGCUUCGCCACCACUAGAGGUCUGAAGAUUCAUGCCAGUAGUCAUGUGCGGCUGUUCAAGUGUGAAACCUGUGACAAAGAUUUCACUCAGAUCAGCGAUCUCAGAGCCCAUGCCAACAGCCACAUAACUGGAGCAGAAGCUGGUGAAGAACUCAAAGGAAAACUGCCAGCUCAAAGUCUGAACAAACACCAACAGAAUGAAGAGAAAAAACAGGAAGCAACAGCAUAUAAUAAGAAAGAACAGACUUCAUCCGCAAAGAGUGUGGUUUCUGAGAAAAGAAGCAGGAAAACCUCCAUAUCUAAGAAAGGUGAUGAUGACCCUAAUUUGGAAAAAAUAGUCAAACAUCAGGACUUUAAGGAUAUUAGUCGUCGGCUGAUGCAGUCUGGAACAAGAGGUCGUCCUUACAGUUGUAAAAUGUGUCGUCGGAGAUUUACUGAACAGUCUGGGCUAGAUGUUCACUUGCUGCAGAAUCAUGGAGUCCGACCAUAA